GCAGAGUGCAGUGGGCACAAGGCUUAGCCCCCUUAAACUUCUGCUCAGAUUCAUUUACAGUCUUUGGGAUUUGAUAUCUCGCAAGCGUUUUAUGGUGGGGUGGGUCCAUGAAAGAACAACAACCACUGUUAACAAAACGUGGUGGUGUGGGGGUAUCUCUGGUUCAUGUUGCUGGAGCAAAUGAAGGCAUCAGUACAACCCCACAGCUGCAUUCAUCUUGAUAUUUCUGAGCCAACAUUUCCAACAGAAACUGAGUACAGAAUUGGACAGCUGUACAUGAUCAGCAAGCACAGCCAUGAGCAGAGUGACCGAGGGGAGGGUGUGGAAGUGGUGCAGAAUGAGCCCUAUGAAGAUCCCAACCAUGGCAAUGGUCAGCUAACAGAAAAACGAGUCUAUCUCAACAGCAAACUGCCUAGCUGGGCUAGAGCGGUUGUUCCCAAAAUAUUUUAUGUUACAGAGAAGGCCUGGAAUUAUUAUCCUUACACAAUCACAGAAUACACAUGUUCGUUUUUGCCUAAAUUCUCCAUUCAUAUAGAGACAAAAUAUGAAGACAACAAAGGAAGCAAUGACAGUAUUUUUGACAAAGAAGCUAAAGAUCUGGAGCGAGAAGUCUGCUUUAUUGAUAUUGCCAGUGAUGAGAUUCCCGAGCGCUAUUACAAGGAAUCAGAGGAUCCCAAAUACUUCAAGUCCCAGAAAACUGGGAGAGGCCAAUUGAAAGAAGGCUGGAGAGAGACCCAUCAGCCAAUUAUGUGUUCCUAUAAACUUGUGACUGUGAAAUUUGAAGUCUGGGGACUUCAAACCAGAGUAGAGCAAUUUGUACACAAGGUGGUCAGAGACAUCCUCCUGAUCGGUCACCGGCAGGCGUUUGCCUGGGUGGAUGAGUGGUAUGAUAUGACUAUGGAUGAUGUUCGAGAAUACGAGAAAAAUAUGCAUGAAAAAACCAACAUUAAAGUUUGCAACCAACAUUCAUCUACUGUGGAUGAAAUAGAGAGCCAUGCCAAAGCAAGAACAUGACAAUGGAUGAAGUCCGAGAGUUUGAACGAGCCACUCAGGAAGCUACCAACAAGAAGAUUGGGAUUUUCCCACCGG
Molecule: messenger RNA, 1089 nt
Organism: Vidua macroura (Pin-tailed whydah)
Lineage: Eukaryota; Metazoa; Chordata; Aves; Passeriformes; Viduidae
Gene: PITPNC1
Product: phosphatidylinositol transfer protein cytoplasmic 1
Exons: 10
Coding region: 166-1014 (282 amino acids)
Biological process (GO): phospholipid transport
Cellular component (GO): cytoplasm
Molecular function (GO): phosphatidylinositol transfer activity; phosphatidylinositol binding
Source: RefSeq, a predicted model, not a curated record